CUCUGUCCCAAGUCCCAACUUAUGUGCAUAUUCCUCUUAACUCCCUUCUCUUGAAUCUGAAUUCGAGUGUUAAGGGAUCAUUCAAAUUUCAUAACUUGGCUUUGUAGCAUUUCCCUUUAGGUAUAAAAUGGGAAGGCAACCUUGUUGUGACAAAGUUGGGUUGAAGAAGGGGCCAUGGACUGCAGAGGAGGAUAAGAAGCUCAUCAACUUCAUCCUCACUAAUGGCCAAUGUUGUUGGAGAGCUGUUCCUAAGCUAGCAGGACUAUUAAGGUGUGGAAAGAGUUGCAGGCUUAGGUGGACAAAUUACUUGAGGCCAGAUUUAAAGAGGGGCCUUCUAUCAGAAUAUGAAGAGAAAAUGGUCAUUGAUCUUCAUGCUCAACUUGGCAAUAGAUGGUCCAAGAUUGCUUCUCAUCUGCCUGGAAGAACUGAUAAUGAGAUAAAAAACCAUUGGAACACCCACAUAAAGAAAAAGCUAAAAAAAAUGGGCAUUGAUCCGGUCACACAUAAACCACUACCUAAUGCAAUUGAACAAACCCAAAAUCAACCCAAUCAACAACAACCAGAGGAAGAACAACAACAACAUCAACCACCUUUGCAAGUUGACUUUGACCCCAACAAAGAGCCAGAGAAGGCAGAGAUUUCACUAGAGUCAUCAAACAUCACUGAAGGAAAAGAUGAAGACCAAGUCAUAAUUACAUCCCCAUUUGACUCUAUGGAGCUUAUGAAUGGUUUCUGCACCGAUGAAGUUCCAAUAAUAGAACCUGAUGAGAUUCUAAUGCCUUGUGCAACUUCCUCUUCUUCCACAUCCACAUCUUCUUCAAAUUCAACCAAUUUCCUUCAAGACUUGCAGCUACCGGAUUUUGAAUGGUCUUGUAGUUACAAUGAUAAUAUUAUUAUUAACAAUGACAAGAAUGAAAACGAAAUCAACAACAACAGCAAUAUGGCCUUGUGGGAUGAUGACUUUAUUAGCAGUCUCAAUUGGCUGAUUAAUGAAGACGAUGAUAGUGAUGGAAACCAAGUAUUUGAUGACGAUCCUUUCACUCAGUUCUCAAGAAUGCCCAUGGAUUCAGAAUCUUGGGCAUAUGGCUUAUUUUGAUUUCAAUUUUUCUGGCUUAUUUGCAAUUUGUUUCUAAGUUUUUAAAGAAGAAUAAACACUGAAUCAUUCAUUAGGAAGAA
Cajanus cajan (pigeon pea) is the source of this 1176-nucleotide messenger RNA. RefSeq names its product transcription factor MYB20. Lineage: Eukaryota; Viridiplantae; Streptophyta; Magnoliopsida; Fabales; Fabaceae. The record is from RefSeq and is a predicted model, not a curated record.